AGAUGCAUGAAUAUUUCAAACGUCACAUUUUAUAAAAGAAUUUAUUUCAAAUAUUUAUAAAGUCUAUACUUUGUGAUUAUAGUUUUUGUUGAGUUUAACAAAAAUGUUAAUAAUUAAAAGUAUAAUAAUUAGCGUAUGUGUUGUAAUUGGUUUUUCAACUGAAAAUACUUCAUCUGUAAUGCAUGAUCAGAUUAAUAAUCCAAAUCCAAAAGAUUGGAGCAAAAUUACUACAACUUUCAAUAAAGACGGAAUAGCAGUAAUUAAUUUAGAUGGAGCUUUACAUAUUGCACGCAAAUUUUCUACAAAUAUUUCUAUUGAAGAUAUUAAAAUGAUUUUCAGUUGCUAUAAUUUGAAAUUAGACGAAUUUAUUAAUGCAGAUCAAUUACAACGUGGUUUGAGAAAACAUUUAAAAAAAUAUAUUAAAACUAGAAGUAUAGUCCAAUUUAUGAAACAAGUUUGGAUUAAAACAACAUCUCAGGGAGAAGUAAGAGAAUUUAUUAGAAACAACCAUAUGCGACAUGCCUUUAAAAUAAAAAAUGACAGAUCCACAAAAUUCGAGUUUGAUCCAGAAAGUCCAGAGUAUGUAAAUGGAAUACGAGUUGAAAUAACUAAUGAUAAUACACCUGUGGUCAAUUUUCAAAGCGCUAUAUGGCUAGCCCGUAAAUUUGAUACCACUGUUAAUGAAGAGUCAAUGACUAAAAUGUUCCAAUAUUUAGAAGUAGCGAUAAAUGAAAAAUUAAAUAUGUUUCAAUUUCAUUUCGGAUUGGCUUACUUAAACAUUUGCUGUAAACAUAUUAAAGUAAUAUCAAAAAUGAUGAAAGAAGUUUGGGAAAAAACAACAAGUAAUGAAAUAAAAGAAAAGCUUACAGAUGAAGAUAUAAAGAAAAUAUUUAAGUAUAAAAACAAAAUUUUAAAUAACUAGAAAAACUCAAAAAAAAUUCUAAAAUUAUUUUAUUAAUAUAUUUUUAUUAUAAGAAAUUUAAAGUAUUUUAUAAAUAAAUUUUAUUUUUAAAUUCAAAUAAGUAUAAUUAGAAAAAAAUGAAAGUGGUAAAAUGACGAUCAUUGUUUUAAAUUUGAAUAAAAGUAACAAAAUAAAUGCAAAAAAGCCUAGCUUUAACUUUGUUAUUUAAGAAAAGCAUAUUGUAUCUUUGAAAACUCAUUAUUGUUAUAAUUAAAUGAAGAAAACACGCUUUACUAAAAAAAUGACUUGGUGGACUGUGAUUUAAAAAAAAAAUUAAUGAAAUUACUGAGUCACAUGAUUCUGAACAAAUUCUUGGCGAAGUUUAACAAAUUUUUGCUAUUCUCCGAGAGCGUUUUAAUAAUUUAACUUCUUUCAGGAAAAAUAUUUGCUAACAACGGCGUUUUCUGAUUUAUAGUUUGUAACAUUAUACCUUUAUUUUUUACAGUUCUGCAAGAUUUUUUUUAAUUCAUUAGUAUGUUUUUAAGAAGGCGUCUAUGUUUGCACAUUAUUAUUUU
This is a messenger RNA of Daktulosphaira vitifoliae (grape phylloxera), 1476 nucleotides long. RefSeq lists its product as uncharacterized. The transcript has 7 exons. Bases 104 to 922 code for a protein of 272 amino acids. Lineage: Eukaryota; Metazoa; Arthropoda; Insecta; Hemiptera; Phylloxeridae. The record is from RefSeq and is a predicted model, not a curated record.